AUGGUAGUUGUUUCUUUCUUUUCGCCACCUUACUCAUUUAGCUUCCCAUAACACUGCUUAAGGCAUCGUGCAACAUGCCAAUGGUAAGUAUACCGGUCUGAUUUUAUUUUGCUAUUAGCUAGUCGAACUCAAAAGUGGCGAUACGUAUAACGGACAUUUAGUGGCAUGCGAUGACUGGAUGAACAUUCAUUUAAAGGAGGUUAUCUGCACGUCAAAGGUAUGGGUACGCUUGGUGCUGAUGUUUUCUCAGGAUGGUGAUAGAUUUUGGAAGAUGCCUGAAUGUUAUAUCCGUGGGGGAAUAAUAAAGUACCUCCGGAUCCCUGACGACGUUAUAGACAAAGUUAAAGAAGACAUGCAAGUCUCACGCAUGCGAAACAGAAACCAGGGCGGAGGUGAAGGUGGUGGCCGCGGGGGAGCUCGAAAUAAGUUCAGAGGUACGUCGGUCGUGUCUACUGUCGUGUCAUCUUUCCAAUAGUCUGCCGUCCCAGUUGGCCUUUGUACUUCGAAGGGAAUCCGCUUCCUAAACCCCAGAGCUUGUAACUCAAGCAUACUUUAAUUGCCGCCAUUCCCUGCUCUUAAAUGUCCCUCACUAUGCUUGCAUUCUCACAAUCAAAAUAGUCAUUCUAAUCAUUUGCAUCCGCUCUCCUCGUCAGAGCAAUUCAGCAAUUGAUCUAGACGCCAGACAAUGUAGAUGCCAUAAUCAGCUGGGUGGCACUUAACGUGUGAUGAGGGUAUGGUCAAAGUGAGAGAAUGGACUACUAUCGAAGCCUAUGAGACGCAUAAAUGCGCUCAUUCGCUUAAGCGGCUUGAUCGGCUUCUCUCUCAUUUUGCAUUUGUCUAUAUCUAUCUAUCUAUCUAUCUAUCUAUCUAUCUAUCUAUCUAUCUAUCUAUCUAUCUAUCUAUCUAUCUAUCUAUCUAUCUGAUAUAUCAGAUAUAGUCUUAAAAUAUUUUUUAUGAAAUAGUAGGUAUUAAGUUUCGCCAUCCAAGUGUUCGAUAUUCCUAUCUCCUUUACAGGUGCUCAUCGUGGUGGUGGACUCGGACCGCGCGCCGGCCGCAUUGGUUCCGGCGGCAAUCGUGGCGGUCAUAAGGACAUGUGA
Molecule: messenger RNA, 1097 nt
Organism: Spirometra erinaceieuropaei
Lineage: Eukaryota; Metazoa; Platyhelminthes; Cestoda; Diphyllobothriidea; Diphyllobothriidae
Source: the annotation of a GenBank genome assembly